AGCCAAGUCAAAGCACUUUAGACGAGCCUCCCAGCGCAGUAACCGCUAACAAGUCGCGAAUCCGAAGUCAUGCCGCUCAGCCACGCCUCCUCCGCAGCCCUCGUCUUGGCCCUCUGCUGCCUCAGUUUCAUUCAGGCCCAGCCACAACGCGGACUUCCCCCGCCCCGCGGCAACUCCUUCGACGCGAACGCGGUCAUUCUCAAGCAGAGUUUCGACCAGAAUCCCGAUGGCUCCUAUCAGUACAACUACGAGACAAGCAACGGCAUCCGUGCGGAUGAGACUGGCUACCUGAAGAACCCGGGCAGUCAAAUCGAAGCUCAGGUGAUGCAGGGCUCCUACUCGUACACCGGACCCGAUGGCGUGGUCUACACCAUCAACUACAUUGCCGAUGAGAACGGAUACCGCGCCGAAGGUGCCCACAUACCCACUCCGCCUCCAGUUCGCGCCGCCGGCGCUCCCGGCAGAUUCUUCAAGUAAUGCGCUUCGCUGUAGAAACGCGUUUCAAUUCUUCAACGUUAUGCUCAAGUUGGCAAUCAUUACGUGCCAAGCUGGCCGAAAGUGAACCAGAAACAGACAGGAGAGAGAGAGCAGCAUCAUCCCACCCAGAAUCAUCUUCAUUUUCUAUCCCGCCCCUGAGAAAUCUCACUCCCUUCGUGCGUCAUCUGUGCAUUUCUACAGCCAACUCACAUUCUACACUCUACAAUCUACAUUCUACAUUCUACUUAGUGCUUAACGAACUUUGUGUGAGAUCAACCCUUGUAAAUGACGUAAGAUCGAUUGUUAAGUGUCGUACGGCAACGCAGCUCAGCAAUAAAACAAAAAUUGCACAAAAAU
Messenger RNA from Drosophila erecta, 834 nucleotides. RefSeq names its product cuticle protein CP14.6 (gene Cpr47Ea). The record is from RefSeq and is a predicted model, not a curated record. The coding region runs from base 70 to 477 and encodes 135 amino acids. NCBI's taxonomy places the organism in Eukaryota, Metazoa, Arthropoda, Insecta, Diptera, Drosophilidae. The transcript has 4 exons. Gene Ontology annotation, cellular component: chitin-based extracellular matrix. Gene Ontology annotation, molecular function: structural constituent of chitin-based larval cuticle.